Brugia pahangi is the source of this 2361-nucleotide messenger RNA. NCBI's taxonomy places the organism in Eukaryota, Metazoa, Nematoda, Chromadorea, Rhabditida, Onchocercidae. The record is from the annotation of a GenBank genome assembly.
AUGGAUGUUGAACGUUUAAUGCAAGAUUUAUCAAUUGAUCAGCUACAAAAUAUACAUUCGAAACUUUGCAUAGAAGUGGAAGAGAAAAAAGAAGAAAUGCGACAAAUGGUUGGUCGUCGUUAUCGUGAUGUAUUAGAUGCAUCCAGUUCAGUCCGUCAUGUUAUGCACAUUGCUAAUUCAUUAGUGGAAUGUGUUCAUACUGUUCGUGACACAAACACUGAUCUUUCAUUUAGCAACGAAUAUUCAUUAUCAAGUUCAAAACUUUGUCGAAUAUCAGCAUUAUCAAAGUUUUAUUUGCUGAUUGGUGAAAAUGAUCCGUUAUCAGAUGCAUUUAUAUUGUUGCUUACUGAAAUGCUUCAUCGUAAUUUAUCUACUGAUGUUAUUCAGUCAAAAAAAUUUUCACGUUUGAUUCAUCAUAUAUCACCGAAACUUAUACGAAUACGACUAAAGCUUGAAGAUGAAUUUAUCAGUGGUUUAGGCAGUUUAUCGACGACGAAUGAGACCUUAAAUCAAUUAGCAGCAAUUGCAAUUCUCAAAAAUUGUUCAAGCAAAGAUUUAUUGGAUAUUUUUAUUGAGCAAAAACUGAUAACUAUCAAGAGAGCAUUGAACAACUCGUUAUCAUUGAUUGAUUUGGUAUGGCAAGUUCGUCAAAUGUUCGAAUGUUUAAAAGAUAUUUUUGUUGAUGGUCAUUUAGCUAUGGUAUUACAAACAAUUUCCUCACCACUCUGGAUCCCGAAAGUAUUAGAAAAAAUGAUGCGUGAUGACGUACUUUAUUUUGGGAAGUGUAUCAAAGCAGAAAUCACUGAAACAAAUGAUCAUUGCAGGCGACUUACUCUGACUCCAAUUGAUGAGAAUUUUUUGUUUACGCAUUGCAAUUCGUUUUUGCAUACUAUUUGUUCUGCUUCUCAAAAUAUUGUCAAGUUGAAAUGUGAUGUUAUGGAGAGUACUUCUUCAUUGAUUGCUUUUAUCAAGGUUCUUCUGGAAGCUUUUGCUGAGAAAUGGCCAUUGGUUGGUGACAGUACAGCAGUAUAUCAGCGGUUUCUUGGAAAUAUGAUUAUUGAAAAAUUUCAGGAGUUAAUCAUCAAUGAAUUAUCAGUAUUGGAGCAAAAUCUUUUAAAUAAAAUUCCCAAUAUUUCUUGUCAUCCACCGGCUUUGUUCAAGAAACGCUCUCCUAAACUUGAUUCAUUGCUUGCUGCUGGUGUUUCACAAGAAUUGAUAAGUGUUAUCAAAGAAUUUAAUGAUGGUUUGCAUUCUUUAUUAAAUUUUAUCAACGAAUAUGAAAUGAUUGGUAAGGAGGAAACAGUAGGUCAGCUGCAUGAGCAAUUCUCUAUUGCUGUCUUAGAAAUGUUAAAGAGAUUGUGUACUGUGGCAGAAGAAUUUAAUAGUUCGGAUGACUAUUCAAAUGGUUCACAUUCUGAUCGUGCAUUAUGUAUGGCUAGAGUUUAUAUUGCAUUGAUGCAAUCUUGUAACUCAUCUAUUUCUCUUUCUAUGUCAAAAAAUAUGGAGCGUAUAAUAGAAUGUGCGAAAAUGUUAUAUGAAAGUGCUGAAAAAUCACUUUGUGCUUAUUUGGAUGUAAUCAUUGAAGAUUGUGCUAAAGAGAAAGAAAUACAGAAAUUAGCCGAAGUAUACGAUGAUCCAUUCAUUUUCAUAUCAUAUUUGCAGGAAUUUGAAAAAUUGGAAUUACCAGAAGUUGGUACAGUGGAAAUACCUGUACAAAUUAGUCGAAUUUUAUACUCUUUUCUAUAUAGCUUAUGUCAGAAGAUUUCCAAUGAUUCAGUUGGUUAUUUAUGUACAAGAAAUAUUCGAUCACAUAUUUCACAGCACCUUGAAAAGAUACUUUUUUCGGUGUAUUCUAUUGUUGCACAUUCUAGUGUAGAGCUAUCAUCUCGAAUUGUUCUACAAUAUCUUUUUGAUGUUCGUUUUUUGAAUGUUAUCCUGCCAAAUGGUGAUAUGCGUCCUCUAAUUCCACUUUUAGAAGCAAAAUUAGAUCCGUUUGAUUUAAGUCUUGUCUCUGGUCCACUUGGAAAGAAUGCUCGAGUGGUAGCGCAGCGUCAUUCGAUUAUUUUUGCACAUUUGCUUUCGGAUGUAAUAAUUAACAAAGAGCUUUCAUUGAGUGCAUCUUUCUCGGCUGUUGUUGAUAUUAUACCUCGACUUAAUGAUACACCACGUCUUACACAUAUUCCACGUUUGACAAAAAAUACGAAGCUCGAUGAUGUGCAAUCCUCAGCUAGUAUAGCUGUUGUAAGAAAAAAAGAAUCAAAAACUCAACAGCAACAGCAAUUAGGAAGUAUCAAAGCUACACCAUCAUUCUCAUCAUUUUAUAAAAUUUCUACAAGCUGGUUUGGGAACAAUCAAAACUAA